Messenger RNA from Lactuca saligna, 984 nucleotides. NCBI's taxonomy places the organism in Eukaryota, Viridiplantae, Streptophyta, Magnoliopsida, Asterales, Asteraceae. The record is from the annotation of a GenBank genome assembly.
AUGGAUAGGAUGUUUGAUGAAUUUGCAAAUCUCUGGAUGAAAAUGAAGAUUCAAGUUAAAACCAAAGAAGAGCUUGAUUCAAAACAGUACAUAUUCAGACCUCGUGCUUUUGACAUUAAAGAUGUCAUUGAAAUGGACGUAUCUACCCUCGAAAGUUCGAUUGCCAAUGAAGCUUUCUCAGAGUGGAAGGAGUUGGCUUCAGAGGAAGUAUCUGUUGAAAGUGAAAAGCAACUUAUUAGAUCAUUGGUGGGUGAUGAUGACCCAAUCCCAGAUGUGAGGAAGCCUGCCAAGCGACAGUCUGGUAAAGGUUGGUUUCUCUUCAAUUGCUUGAUUCUUUUACUUAUAACAAGAGAUUAUGAUGGAAAAGUUACUCAUGAGGAAAUGGCAUCUGCAGCAAUAUACUUGAAAGAUACUUUAGGCAAGGAAGGGGUUCAGGAGCUUAUCACCAACCUUUCCAAAGAUAAAGAUCACCCUCGUUACUUUACAACUUGUAAAAAUUUACUCCAAAACAGAAUGCACUUGAUUCCCAAAGAUAAAGUUCCAUUCAUUUGGCAACCAAACAAAGCUCAAAUUCCAAUUCCUUCAAAAUCCACACCACACCCUAAUAACUUUGUCUUUAUACCCGACAACUUGACUUGUUUUGGUAUGUGUAUUACCCGGCUUAGAGAAAUGGUUGCAAGAGAUGAGUUCAGAAGAAGAAGAAACAAGGCUGCAACUAUAGUUCAGGAGUCUGUAAACUUUGCCACAGGAGUAGGGGAUGAUGAGGUAAUCGUAGAUGCUAAUGAUGCUUUGGAUAGGCCUAGAGAUGAAGAGCGAAUGGUGGGAGUCAAUGGACGGGAUGAAGGGGUAAAUGUCAAUGCUCGAGUUAAGCAUGUUAAACCACCUAAAAUGCGAAAGAAGUCAGAACGAAUCAUUAAACUGAAGCUUGCAAAAAAUGUAGGAGGUGAAGGUAGCAGUGUUGCAACGGCCAUGGACUUGGAUUAA